This is a messenger RNA of Fundulus heteroclitus (mummichog), 442 nucleotides long. RefSeq names its product ATP synthase F1 subunit epsilon (gene atp5f1e). NCBI's taxonomy places the organism in Eukaryota, Metazoa, Chordata, Actinopteri, Cyprinodontiformes, Fundulidae. The transcript is spliced from 3 exons. The coding region runs from base 48 to 263 and encodes 71 amino acids. Gene Ontology annotation, biological process: proton motive force-driven mitochondrial ATP synthesis. The record is from RefSeq and is a predicted model, not a curated record. Gene Ontology annotation, molecular function: proton-transporting ATP synthase activity, rotational mechanism. Gene Ontology annotation, cellular component: mitochondrial inner membrane.
GUCAUCGCUGUCAAUCCGGUUCCCAUUGGACAGAGAAGGCCUGGCGUAUGUCAAAUGACACCAUCACGCAGCCUCCCGACCUGUCCUUGAAGUACGGAGCAGUCAAAAUGGUCGCAUACUGGAGACAGGCUGGCCUGAGCUACAUCCGCUUCUCCGCCAUCUGCGCCAGUGUUGUGCGGGCUGCGCUGAAGCCGCAGUUCAAAACCGAGGCGCUGAAGGCCGCAGAAGCCAACGUCAAAAUCCUCAAGCCCAAGACGGCAUGAUGUGAACCUGUGGUGUAAAUAGUUUUUUCCUGGGUUGUGAGGCCCUGUUGCCCUCCUGUCCUUCAAAACAUGGAGAAGAAAGCGAGAAGAGCUGGGAAACAUCUUGUUGACCCGUUGGAGACCGGGACCUGAAUGAAAUUGUCCUUUUUCAUUUGUAAUUAAAAAUGACUGGUAAACGA